Symbiodinium natans is the source of this 822-nucleotide messenger RNA. Lineage: Eukaryota; Dinophyceae; Suessiales; Symbiodiniaceae. The record is from the annotation of a GenBank genome assembly.
AUGGCAGAGGUGCAGAAGCAGAGGGAAGCCCAGAGACGGCGCCUGCAGCGUGCCAACCAAACAAGAAAACGGCCUGGCACGCCUGAAGCCGUUCCAGGUCGCAAGCACAUGGAUAUCCAGACCGAUUCGUAUCUGGAGAAGUUGACUGACCGUGUUGUGGAGUUUGAGGCAGAGACGCAGACGGAUUUUAUACUCGACCGCCCGCCGUCGCCGCUCUUCAUGCCUGCCAAGAUUGGCAUCGACAUCGAGACACAGAUCGAGGAUGGAGAGCUCUUUGACUUCGACGUGGAGUGUGAGCCCGUCCUCGAGGUCCUCGUUGGCAAGACCCUGGAGCAGAGCAUGAUGGAAGUCCUGGAAGAGGAGGAGCUCGCCAGCCUGCAGAGGCAUCAGGAAGACUUCGAGAAGCGCCGGAAUGCCGAACUCUUGGAGGUGCAGCGCAUGGAGGCCGCCGAGAAGCGUCGCGCAGACGAAGUGCAAAGGCGGGUGGCGCAGCAGGCAGCCAGGCACGAGCAGGACAUCUGCACGAUGCGGAAGGUCCUUGCCCGGCAGAUCGCUUCAGAACACCUCCAAGGCCUCAAGGGACGCCUUCUGCAGAACUUGGAGGAUGCCGGCGUCUUCGCAGACGUGGGCAGCAUGGCCGUGGAGACGAAGUUCAUGCCCGGGCUCCUCCAGGCCGUGGUUCAGCAGAUCAAGAACUCUGCGCACGAGCACGCCUUGGCCGACGCUGUCAUCUCCUCAAGCGUGGAGUCGAAGCCUGCGCCUGGGCAUGUCGCGUUCUGCGAUUCGAGGAGCUUUUGUGGCUCCCCCCGCCUCUCCCCUUGA